GAAAUCCUGAGCGUCAUAAUUCCUUAAAUCCAAAUUGAAUGCCGAGCCAGCCGCAGGGACAGCGACUUCGUAGUGAGAAUGAUGAGGCUUGUUCACUAAGAGACUUUUUCAUGAACAGGAAUAUUCUAUUGGAGCAGUUUCAGCAGGUUCAGCUCUCCGCACCAGUUCUUUCGCAAUUUAACCAAAGUGCGGCUUUAGAAUUUUGAUGGAACUUCUUUUUCCUUUUGGGAAAAAGUUUAGAGAAGUAGAAAGCCGUUAGUGCUCUCAACGACAUCGCAAGGAUAAUUAUACAGCGACCGCACGACAUCAAAUUUUCGUUCCCGAGAAAAAUAAUAAAAUGAGCGACACCAAACCGGAGGCUUCUUCCAGCGCAGUGGAGCGCGAAAACGAGGAGACCGAGCAGGAAAACGAGGAGGAGACCAAGAUCGGCAUCGGGGGGCAGGAGAUCCCGCUGCAGUCGCUGAACUUUGAGCAGCUGAAGCAGCUGGCGCAGCAGCUGCAGGUGGAAAUCAACCAGAUGAAUACCACUAUCAAGUCCUUCAACGUGGCCUCGGAGCGGUUUCGCUCGUCCGCCGAGUCCCUGGCCCACCUGCGGUCGCACUCGGAGAAGGAGCAGGCGACCCAGAAGCGGGUGCUGGUGCCGCUGAACAAUUCGGUGUACAUGGACGGGUUCGUGUCCAAGCCGGACGAGGUGCUGGUGGACGUUGGUACGGGGUACUACUGCCAGAAGAACGUGGAGGGCGCGACCAAGUUUCUGGACAACAAGGUGGAGAUGGUGCAGGCCAACAUGGCCCAGGUGGCGCAGAUGCUCAAGAAGAAGCAGCAGGUCUUCGAGGAGGCGACGGGGUUGCUCAUGAAGAUGCAGCAACAGAUGUCUGGGGCAUAAGAAGUAAGGAGUACUAUACUUCUUCUCUUAUCGCUACGGCUUUUAAAAUUCUCGUGGUUGUACAACCUUUCGCGACGUCAGAGGGGAUAAUCUUACCUAGAGGAUAAGUACUUAGCCCGUUGUUCUGUCUUCAUCUUUCCACGAGGGCGCGUGUCGAUUUGAUGCACAACGACCACGCACGGCUAGCGACCUAAUAUUCUUAACGUAGAUAACGAUACUUACCAAUCUGCGACGACGAUCAUGUUGAACAAGUUGCGAUGUCUGCUUACUAUAAAAGUUUGACACUGAUGUUCUGGAUCUGGUGGUAAGGGGGUUUUUAUUGAACGAACACCAAUUUGACGAAGACGAGUCACCGAAUCUACUCCUGGGUCAACAUGUCGACAGCUAUCUUUAUUUGACGAAAAAUGAU
This is a messenger RNA of Amoebophrya sp. A120, 1295 nucleotides long. Lineage: Eukaryota; Dinophyceae; Syndiniales; Amoebophryaceae. The record is from the annotation of a GenBank genome assembly.